CGCCGUGAGCCCCUCGGCUGCGCCGCCCCUCCCCGCACCCGCCAUGUCCCGAGGCUCCAGCGCCGGCUUCGACCGCCAUAUCACCAUCUUCUCGCCCGAGGGACGCCUCUACCAAGUCGAAUAUGCUUUUAAGGCCAUAAACCAAGGCGGACUUACAUCUGUAGCUGUUCGUGGGAAAGAUUCUGCAGUAAUUGUAACGCAGAAGAAAGUACCUGACAAAUUACUGGAUUCCAACACAGUGACUCAUUUAUUCAGAAUUACUGAAAAUAUUGGCUGUGUGAUGACAGGAAUGACAGCUGACAGCAGAUCCCAGGUGCAGAGAGCCCGCUAUGAGGCUGCUAACUGGAAGUACAAGUAUGGUUAUGACAUCCCUGUGGAUAUGCUGUGUAAAAGGAUUGCAGAUAUUUCUCAGGUCUAUACACAAAAUGCUGAAAUGAGGCCUCUUGGUUGCUGUAUGAUUUUGAUUGGUAUUGAUGAAGAACACGGCCCUCAGGUAUACAAGUGUGAUCCAGCAGGUUACUAUUGUGGAUUCAAGGCCACAGCUGCAGGAGUUAAACAGACAGAGUCAACCAGUUUUCUUGAAAAGAAAGUAAAGAAGAAAUUUGAUUGGACAUACGAACAAACAGUAGAGACAGCAAUAACAUGCCUUUCUACUGUACUAUCCAUUGAUUUCAAACCUUCUGAAAUAGAAGUUGGUGUAGUUACAGUGGAAAAUCCUAAAUUCAGGAUCCUUACAGAAGCAGAGAUUGAUGUGCACCUUGUAGCUCUGGCAGAGAGAGACUAAUUAGCAUUCCCAUUUCCAUUGUCUGUGCUUCUGGCCAGGAUAUUUGGUGAAACGAAAACACUUAGUAAUGGCUUUAGAUUAUGGGUGGAAAACACUGUUCACUAUAUGAUGUAUUUUACUCUGUACAAAUAAAACAGAGGUUUUUGAAAUA
This is a messenger RNA of Gavia stellata (red-throated loon), 935 nucleotides long. RefSeq names its product proteasome 20S subunit alpha 6 (gene PSMA6). Gene Ontology annotation, cellular component: proteasome core complex; proteasome core complex, alpha-subunit complex; nucleus. The transcript has 7 exons. The record is from RefSeq and is a predicted model, not a curated record. Bases 44 to 784 code for a protein of 246 amino acids. Gene Ontology annotation, biological process: ubiquitin-dependent protein catabolic process. Lineage: Eukaryota; Metazoa; Chordata; Aves; Gaviiformes; Gaviidae.